Messenger RNA from Penicillium cataractarum, 1656 nucleotides. Its product is annotated as Amidase. The record is from RefSeq and is a predicted model, not a curated record. The transcript is spliced from 5 exons. NCBI's taxonomy places the organism in Eukaryota, Fungi, Ascomycota, Eurotiomycetes, Eurotiales, Aspergillaceae. Bases 1 to 1656 code for a protein of 551 amino acids.
AUGGGCACCAUUCAGCAACCAUGGGAGCAGAUCGUCUCUCAAAAACGUGCGAUCCGAGAAAACCUGUUGGCGCCAUAUUUGGUCGACAUUGAGCAUCGAGUGCCUCGAGUCGAUCGUGUGGAUUACCGGACUCGUCGAGAGGAUGAGCCUGAAGUCCAAAGGAUCACCGAUCUCGACCUGGCAAGCUUGUUGAAACGACUGGAGACGGGCGAGCUCACUGCGCACGAGGUUAUUCACGCGUAUAUUAAACGCGCCGUGGUAGCACACCAGUUGACCAACUGUUUAACGGAAAUUUUAUUCGACGAAGCCCUACAGCAAGCUCAAAAGCUAGACGACGAGUUCAGCAGCACUGGAAAGCUCAAAGGGCCCCUACAUGGCAUUCCCAUCACACUCAAGGAUCAAUUCAACGUCAAGGGCGUUGACUCGACAUUGGGAUACGUCGGGAGAUCCUUUCAACCCGCCAGCGAGGACGCAGUCCUAGUGCAGAUAUUAAAGGAUAUGGGGGCUAUCGUCAUAGCAAAGACGAAUCUGUGUCAAAGUAUUAUGUGGGCAGAAACUGAGAAUCCUCUCUGGGGAUUAACCACCAACGCCAGAAACCCUGCCUUUACACCCGGUGGUUCAACUGGAGGUGAAGGCCCAUUACUAGCACUGCACGGCUCAAUCCUCGGCUUCGGCACGGAUAUAGGAGGAAGUAUACGGAUCCCCCAGAGUUUCGCAGGUCUAUACGGCCUGAAACCGAGUAGCAGCCGCUUCCCCUACGAAGGCGUCCCCGUCUCAACCCAAGGCCAAGAACACGUCCCCUCCUCCAUCGGACCCAUGACCCGCGACCUCCCCUCCCUAACAUACAUAACCAAACAAAUAACCUCCUGCACCCUAUGGACACUGGAUCCACGCUGCGCCCCCCUCCCCUGGAACGAAACACUCUUCACAUCAACCCAAUCCAAGCCCCUAACAAUCGGCCUAAUCCUAAACGACGGCAUAGUCACCCCACACCCCCCAAUAACCCGCACCCUCGCCGAACUCUGCUCCGCACUAACCGCGCAAGGCCACGAAGUAAUUCCCUGGGAUACAUCCGACCACGCAGACUGCAUCAAGAUAAUGGACUCCUUCUACACAGUCGACGGCGGCGAGGAUAUUCGUCGCGAUAUAGCCGUGGCCGGGGAACCGUAUCUGCCCCACGUCCAAGCACUAGUGAACCGGGGCAGCCCGAUCUCCGUCUACGAGUAUUGGCAAUUGAACAAGCGGAAACACGCUGCGCAGAAAAAGUAUCUCGACAAGUGGACUACCACGCGGUCCAACUCUGGAAGACAGGUGGAUGUCUUGUUAGCGCCGGCUAUGCCGCAUACGAGUAUCCCGCACCGGACGUUUAGAUGGGUUGGGUAUACUAAGAUCUGGAACUUUUUGGAUUAUACUGCGUUGACGUUUCCGGUUGAUCAAGUGCGGAAGGAGAUAGAUGGGGUUGUGGGGACGGAGUAUGUGCCGAGGAAUGAGUUGGAUGAGUGGAAUUGGAAGCUGUGGGAUGUUGAUGCUGUGGAUGGGUAUCCGGUGAAUUUGCAGAUUGUUGGGAAGAAACUUGAGGAGGAGAAGGUUUUGGGCGCUGCGACUGCUAUUGAAGGAAUUUGGAAGAGUUAUGUGGAAGGGAAACACGCAGAGUAG